Messenger RNA from Arthroderma uncinatum, 4026 nucleotides. RefSeq names its product neutral trehalase. Gene Ontology annotation, biological process: trehalose catabolic process; carboxylic acid metabolic process. Gene Ontology annotation, cellular component: cytoplasm. The transcript is spliced from 9 exons. NCBI's taxonomy places the organism in Eukaryota, Fungi, Ascomycota, Eurotiomycetes, Onygenales, Arthrodermataceae. Gene Ontology annotation, molecular function: calcium ion binding; alpha,alpha-trehalase activity; isocitrate lyase activity. The record is from RefSeq and is a predicted model, not a curated record. Bases 1 to 4026 code for a protein of 1341 amino acids.
AUGAGCACGUCAAGCGGGCAGCAUAAGCGGCAUUCUUCUGAUGGUGUUGAUCCUUUCUCCCAUCCGGAUAUCUACUACGGCGAGCAGCGAGGGAUAAAGAAGCAGAGUAACCACCACAGGCGAGCCCUAUCAUCGACUUUGAAGAGGUUUAAUGCCGGAGACCUCGACCACCUAGUUGCUCGCAGAGGUAGCCACGAUGAACAUACAUACUCUCGAAAAUUCCUCAUCGAUGUGGAACCGACUUUGCAGGCCCUCCUCGAGAGGGAAGAUACGGACAACAAUAUGCAGAUUACCAUAGAGGAUGCUGGCCCCAAGGUGCUUCAUGUGGGCACUGCAGCAUCGUCAGGUUUCAGAAAAUCCGACCUGCGAGGGACCUAUAUGCUCUCGAAUUUGCUUCAAGAGCUUACUAUCGCGAAGGAUUAUGGGAGGAAACAGAUAGUACUUGACGAGCAACGCUUGAACGAGAACCCUGUCAACCGACUAUCUCGUCUAAUCCAAAAUUCUUUUUGGAAAGCUUUAACAAGGCGAAUCGACGGCUCCAAUAUCGAGGUUGUCGGGAGAGACCCCAAGGACUGGACCGACGACCCAAGACCACGGAUUUACGUACCACCCGGGGCUCCGGAGCAGUAUGAAUACUAUAAAAGGAUUGCUGAGGCGCGACCUGAGCUGCGGCUAGAUGUCCGAAUUCUACCAGCCGGAGAAGUCACGCCAGAGUAUGUGAGGGACCUGAACGACAAACCAGGAUUGCUAGCUCUGGCGAUGGAGGAAUUCGUGGAUCCGAACACAGGGAAGAAAGACCUUCGAGGAGUUCCAUAUGUCGUACCUGGAGGGCGCUUCAAUGAGCUCUACGGCUGGGAUAGCUACAUGGAAUCCCUAGGUCUACUAGUCACCGAGCAUGUGGAACUAGCCAAGGCUAUGGUUGUGAAUUUCUGCUUCUGCAUCAAGCAUUAUGGGAAGAUUCUCAAUGCCAAUCGGUCGUACUACUUAUGCCGCUCUCAGCCCCCUUUCCUCACCGAUAUGACGCUGAGGGUAUAUGACCGAAUUAAAACGCAGCCAGGUGCGGCAGAUUUCCUCAAGGAGGCUAUUCUUGCUGCCAUCAAAGAAUACCACAGCGUUUGGGUAUCCAAGCCACGACUAGACCCAAUCACAGGGUUAUCUAGAUACCGUCCGUCUGGCAUCGGUGUCCCACCUGAGACAGAGCCAACCCACUUCUAUCACAUCUUAUUGCCGUAUGCCAAGCAACAUGGAGUGACGUUUGACGAAUUCGUCAAGGGAUAUGACAGUGGAGAGAUCAAGUGUGCAGAACUUGACGAAUAUUUCCUGCAUGACCGUGCGGUACGGGAAUCCGGGCAUGACACCUCCUAUCGCCUCGAAAAGGUAUGUGCUAACCUAGCAACGAUCGACCUGAACUGCCUCCUUUACAAAUAUGAGGUAGACAUUGCGCGUGUUCUACGCGAGCAUUUCAAGGACAAACUGUUCAUACCUCAGGAAUUCCGGACCCCUGAGACUCAAACGAGGGAGUUUGAAAGUUCAUCGUUAUGGGAUCGUCGCGCGAAAAGAAGAAAGGCGGCAAUUGACAAGUACAUGUGGAAUGAGCAGAAAGGCAUGUACUUCGACUAUGAUACGGUCAAGGAAGAGAUGACUAGCUAUGAAAGUGCAACCACUUUCUGGGCUAUGUGGGCAGGAGUCGCAAAUCCACGACAAGCGGCUCUUCUUGUUAGUAAAGCGCUUCCUAAAUUCCAAGCCUACGGAGGCCUUGUCUCAGGAACGGAAGAAUCCAGAGGCAAAAUUGGAAUAGACCGUCCCAACCGUCAAUGGGAUUACCCGUACGGAUGGGCACCGCAGCAGAUACUCGCGUGGACUGGACUGAUACGAUAUGGAUAUGAAGAGGAAGCAGAAGGGUUGGCAUAUAAAUGGCUGCACAUGGUCACCAAGGCCUUUGUCGAUUUCAACGGAACGGUGGUUGAGAAGUACGACGUCACGCGUCCCAUUGACCCCCACCGGGUUGACGCCGAGUAUGGCAAUCAGGGUAUUGAUUUCAAGGGAGUAUCGCGGGAAGGGUUCGGAUGGGUGAAUGCAAGUUAUGUUUUCACCGACUUGCCUGGAUAUCAGCCUGAUAUCAUGCUCAGCUCGACGAACGCGCCCCCUGUGACGUGCGCCGGAAGACAGCCGACCUACGAACACCAGCCGCUGGCCAACUCCAUAGCUGCCAAAACCUCAGCCGAGGCAUCGUUCGCCCUUCCAUACCAGCGUUAUCAGAUCGUUCGCCCUUCGUCUGUCGCCUUCGAUCCAGAUUCGGCCAGCUUCCGCCUGGAAAAUCCCCGGGAGAAUUACAUGUCAGGUGACGCCGCUCCUGCGCCUUUCAUUUCCCAUUUCCACUGGCGCGGAACUCUUUUGAGAUCAUCAAACAUGGCGUACGUUGAACAAGAGGAACAGAAAUACUGGCAAGAUGUCCAGCAAGUCAAGAAGUGGUGGCAGGACUCGAGGUGGCGAUACACCAAACGGCCCUUCACCGCCGAGCAGAUAGUUGCCAAACGUGGUACUUUGACGAUUGACUAUCCCUCAAACGCCCAGAGCAAGAAGCUAUGGAAUAUCUUGGAGGGUAGAUUCGCGAACAAAGAGGCGAGUUUUACUUAUGGCUGCCUCGAGCCAACCAUGCUUACCCAGAUGGUGAAAUAUUUGGAUACCGUUUAUGUUUCUGGAUGGCAGAGUUCGUCGACGGCUUCGUCGACCGACGAGCCAUCCCCUGACUUGGCGGAUUACCCAAUGAAUACUGUCCCAAACAAAGUCAACCAGCUCUUCCUUGCCCAGUUAUUCCACGACCGAAAACAGAGAGAGGAACGACUCCGCGCGCCCAAGGACCAGCGCAACAGCCUACCAAACAUUGACUAUCUCCGACCCAUCAUCGCAGAUGCCGAUACCGGCCACGGUGGUCUUACCUCUGUCAUGAAACUUACAAAACUGUUCAUCGAGCGUGGAGCUGCUGGAAUUCAUAUCGAGGAUCAAGCCCCUGGAACGAAGAAGUGUGGACACAUGGCUGGAAAAGUCCUUGUUCCAAUCAGUGAACACAUCAACCGCCUUGUUGCCAUUCGAGCUCAGGCUGAUAUUAUGGGUACCGACCUUCUGGCAAUUGCACGAACUGAUUCUGAAGCCGCAACCUUAAUCACCAGCACCAUCGACCCAAGGGACCACGCUUUUAUCGUUGGAUCCACCAACCCCGAUAUCAAGCCUCUUAACGAUCUAAUGGUCGCCGCCGAACAAGCAGGCAAGAACGGUGCCGAGCUCCAGCAAAUCGAGGAUGAUUGGAUCAGCCAAGCCGGGCUCAAACGCUUCCAAGAUGCAGCCAUCGAUCAAAUAAACGCAACUUCUUCUAUCUCCAACAAGAAGGCUGUCAUUGACAAGUUCCUCGGUGAUGUCAAGGGCAAGAGCAACACAGAGGCUCGUGCUAUUGCCAAGGAAUUAACUGGUCGUGAUAUCUACUGGAACUGGGAAUCUCCACGAACCAGAGAAGGGUUCUACAGAUACCAGGGUGGAUGCGAAUGCGCCGUCAACCGUGCCAUUGCAUAUGGACCAUUCGCUGACCUAAUCUGGAUGGAGAGCAAGCUGCCUGAUUAUGCCCAGGCCAAGGAGUUCGCUGACGGCGUACAUGCUGUCUGGCCCGAACAAAAGUUGGCAUACAACCUCUCACCUUCCUUCAACUGGAAGACCGCCAUGCCUCGCGAUGAGCAAGAGACCUACAUUCGCCGCCUCGGUGAGCUUGGCUAUAGCUGGCAGUUCAUCACCCUCGCCGGUCUACACACUACAGCCUUAAUAUCAGACCAGUUUGCCAAGGCAUACGCCAAGCAAGGAAUGCGCGCAUACGGAGAGAUGGUUCAGGAGCCAGAGAUGGAUAGCAAGGUUGACGUAGUUACCCACCAAAAAUGGAGUGGCGCAAACUACGUGGAUGAGCUACUGAAGAUGGUUACUGGUGGUGUGAGCAGUACAAGUGCCAUGGGUAAGGGUGUUACUGAGGAUCAGUUCAAGUAG